Messenger RNA from Physeter macrocephalus (sperm whale), 3087 nucleotides. RefSeq names its product G2/mitotic-specific cyclin-B3-like. The annotation marks the transcript as partial. Lineage: Eukaryota; Metazoa; Chordata; Mammalia; Artiodactyla; Physeteridae. The transcript is spliced from 6 exons. The record is from RefSeq and is a predicted model, not a curated record.
UAUUAAAGUGGAUUUCUUUGCAGACUGGCCCAUAAUUGUAAAUGAAGUGGCAAACCCUGCCUUGGAUAGAUGCUGCUGAAUCCAUAAGAAAUGCCACUGCCACUGCCACCCCAAUGCUCCAGAUGUGAGACUAAGAAAUCUCAGUCCAGCAAAAUUGUGCCCAGUGAUCAUGGCCCAUCUGAAAAGAGAGAGGAGAAUUACCAAGCAAAGAUAUCUCCAUCUUCACCUCAGGGACCACUCAAAAAGAGGUCAGCUUUUGAAGAUCUCACCAACGCUUCUCAAAGUCAACCUGCCAAGCCCAAGAAGGAAGCUAGUAAUGAGUUUGUUAAAGAUGUUUCCAAGAAGAUAAACAGGAACACACCUGCUCGUGGGUAUGAACUGGAACUCUCACCAGUAGUAGUCUCAACCACCAUGGUACCAAAUAGUAUAGACAAGCCACUCAUUCUGGAGAUAUCUACCGGCUCCAAGACACCCACUGCUGAGGAGGCAUCUCUUUUCAAAAAACCAUUCAUUUUAAAGGAGGAACCCUCUACUGAGGAUACAGUCCUCAUCAAGAGGUCAUUAAAGAAGAGCACAAAUCAGGGGGAGGUGUCCCUCUUAGAGAAGCCACUCUCCUUGCAGGAGGAGACUGACAGUGAUGUUGUAGAGCCAAUGACUUUUGGGAAGAAGAAGAAGCCUAAAACUGAGGAGGCAACCCCCACCAAGAAGCUGUUAUCUUUAAAGAAAAAGUGUACCCCUCAGGGGAAGAUGUCCUAUAUGAAGAAGCCACUAGUAUUGCAGAAGAUCAUCUCUGAAGAGAAGUCACUCGCUAAGGAGCUGUUGUCUUUUAAGAGAAAGCCUACCACUGAAAAGGAGUGCCUUUUCCAGGAGCCAUCUGCAUUGCCAAAGAAGCACACCACUGAACAAGAGGUGUCCAUCUUGAAGAAAUCAUUGGCCUUGCAGGAGAAGAUCGACACUGAAGAGGAUUCCGUCUUUAAGGAACCAUUGGCUUUUAAGAAACAACCUACCACAGCGGAGACAACCCUCACCACAAGGCCAUUAUCUUUAAAGAAGAAGUGCACUACUCAGGGGAAGAUAGCCCACUUGAAGAAGCCAUUAGUAUUGCAGAAGACCAUCUCUGGAGAGAAGGCACCCAUUAAGGAGUCAUUGUCCUUUAAAAACAAGCCUACCACUAAGGAGGAGUCCCUCUUCCAGGAGUUAUCUGUGUCGCAAGAGAAGCGCACCACUGAUGGGGAGGUUACCCUUUUGAAGAAGCCAGGGGCAUUGCAGGAGAAAAAGGAUGGUGAAGAUGAAUUUCUUAUGGAGCCAAUUUCCUUGAGGAAGAAGCAUACUACUAAGGAGGCAACCCUUUCCAAGAAGCCAUUACCUUUAAAGAAGAAGCGUACCACUCGGGGGAAGAGGUACCGCUUGAAGAAGCCACUAGUAUUACAGAAGACCACCUCUGAAGAGAAGUCACUCAUUAAGGAGCCAUUAUCCCUUAAGAAGAAGCCUACCACUAAGGAGUCCCUUUUCCAAGAGCCAUCAGCAUUGCAGGAGAAGCACACCACUCAGGAGGAGGUGUCCAUCUUGGAGAAGCCAUUGGUCUUGCAAAAGACUCCAACUGAGGAGGAGUCCCUUUUAAAGGAAGCUUUGGCUUUUAACAAGAAGCGUACCAUUGAGGAGGCAACCUCCUCUAAUAAGCUGUUAUCUUUAAAGAAGAAGUGUACCAGUCAGGGUAAGAUGUCCUGUUUGACCAAGCCACUAGUAUUGCAGACCAUUUCUGAAGAGAAGUCACUCAUUAAGGAGCCAUUAUCCUUUAAAAUAAAGCCUACCACUGAGGAGGAGUCCCUCUUGAAGAAACCAUCUGCACUGCAAGAGAAGCACACCAUUCAGGGGGAUGUGGCCCUCUUGAAGAAGCUGUGGGCAUUGCAGGAGAAUAUAGACAGUAAAGAUGAAUUUCUUAUGGAGCCAGUGUCAUUUAGGAAGAAACAUACCACAGAUGUGGCAGUCUCUACCAAGGAGUCAUUAUUUUUAAAGAAGAAAAAGUGUACCACUCAGAUGAUGAUGCCUAUCUUCCAAGAACCGUUGGACUUGCAGAAUAUGAUUGGUGAAGGCAAGGACUCCUCCUUUAUGGAGCCAAUAUCAUUUAGGAAGAAGUCUUCAACUGAUGAGGCAAUUCUUACCAAGACACCGGUAUCUUUAAAAAAGAGGCAAAUCACUCAGGGGAAGACGUUCCUUUUAAAGAAGCCACUGGUCAUAGAGAAGACUACCUCUGAAGAGAAGUCAGUCUUUAAGGAGCUGUUGCCCUUUAAAAAAAAGUCUACAACUGAAGAGGAGUUCCUCUUCCAGGAUCCAUCUGUACUGAAAGAGAGACACACCACUCUGCAAGAGUGGCUUCUUCUCUCAAAGAAGCCAUUGGCCUUGCAGGAGAAUAUCAGCACUGAAGAAGAAUUGUAUAUUAAGGAGCCACUGACCUUGGAGGAGAGGUCUACCACUGAGGAGGAGUUCCCCUUUCAGGAGCCAUUUUCACUGCAUGUUAAACCGACCAACAAAGAUGAGUCCCUCUUCAGGAAGUCUUUUGCCUUGCAGAAGAAGACUGAUAACAAAGAGGACUCCUUGAAGGCACUGUUGGCUUUGCAGGACAAAAGCACCACUGAAGAGGAAUUCCUUUUCAAGAAACCAUUGGUUUUGAAGGAAGAGCUCUCCACUGAGGUGGCAGUGAGCAUAGAGGGGCAAUUAUCUUUAAAGAAGAAGCCCACUGCUCAGGGGGAGGUGUUCCUCUUGAAAAAGCAGUUGGCCUUGCAAGAAAACAUCACCAGUGAAGAGGAGUCCCUUAUUAAGCAGCCACAGGCCUUGCAGGAGAAGCCCAGCAUUGAAAAGGAGACCAUCCUGAGGGAGUCCUUGACCUUGCAGGAGAAUCUCACAAUUGAGGAGGAGGCUAUCCUGAAGGAGCCCCUGGCCUUGCAGGAGAAUCCCAGCAUUGAGAAGGAAAUCAUCUUGAGGGAGUCCUUGGCCUUGCAGGAGAAGCCCACGAGUGAGAAAGAGACCCUCUUCGAGGAGCCCUUGGCCUUGCAGGAGAAUCCCACAAUUGAGGAGGAGGCUAUCCUG